AUGGCAACACCAACGGUUCAGCGAAUUCUUUACUCGGCACCCCGAGAAGAAUUUAUCCAUGCAUUGAAACGAGACGGAUGCGUGAUUGUUCAGAACUUCACAGAUCUCCAAACUCUUGAACAAGCCAGACUUGAAGUUGAUCCUUGGUUGAACAAAAAUGACAACAGCCAGGUUGGAGCUCUUAAUGGAGGUACGAAAACAUGUACUCGCUUGAUUGGGCGAAGCAAGACAGUCCGCGAGAAAUUCUUUUCUGAUCCUUUGUAUCAGGAUCUCGGAGAAGAAUUCUUGGGCAUCACCACAACCAAUUGGUACAAUGAAGAGCCCUCGACGAAUACAACACAUCCUCUUCUCUCCAUCGCCAUAACCAUGGACACCCGUCCCGGAGCUCAAGCUCAAAAACUGCACCGUGAUGACAAAAACCAUCACGCGCGACACCAGAAAGUCGACACUUACCAUACUAACCGCGACAUGCUUCUGGGUCUAUUUGUUCCUGGCUGUGAUACAACCCGCGAAAUUGGGGCUACCAGAAUUGUCCCCGGAAGUCAUCUAUGGGGUGAUGAGCAACCAGACUUUGGACCCAAUGGCGACAAAGGCGUAAUCGAUGCAGAACUUAAAGCAGGUGAAGCUUUUAUCAUGCUUGGUAGUUUGUACCAUGGAGCUGGACAGUACUACAAGUCUACGGGCAACCGUAUGGUUCAUAUUAUGUUUAUGUGUGGUGGUAUUUAUCGUCAAGAGGAGAUCUCGUAUCUGUCGUACCCCAUCGAAGAUGUCAAGACGUACUCCAAGCUUGUGCAACAGAGACUGGGAUGGAAUCAAUCCGAACCAAAUCUUGGAUGGGUUGAUCUCGUCUCGCCUGAAGCUCUGCUGAAGUGA
Messenger RNA from Talaromyces marneffei, 873 nucleotides. RefSeq lists its product as uncharacterized. The transcript has 4 exons. Lineage: Eukaryota; Fungi; Ascomycota; Eurotiomycetes; Eurotiales; Trichocomaceae. The coding region runs from base 1 to 873 and encodes 290 amino acids. The record is from RefSeq and is a predicted model, not a curated record.